GUACACACAGCAGCACACACGGGACCACACACAACCCGCCCCGGGGAGGGAGGCAGCGGGGACGCGCCCACCGCGGGGACACCACCUGCUGCUGCAGUCAGUGCCGCACACACGCCGCCGGUGAUCAUAGCGCCCGGUACCGGGAGAGGGGCGGACAUGGCCGGGAAGCGCUUCGUGCUGUUUGACCUAGGAGGGGUGCUGCUGACCCCGGCCCCGCAGGCUGCGCUACAGCGGCUGGAGCUCUCCCUGCACCUGCCCAGUGGGUUCUUUGCUAAUGCAUUUGUGAAGAGCGGCCCAGACGGACCCUUUGCCCGGGUCGAGAGGGGACAGAUUCCGUUUUCUCAGUUUGUUACAGAAAUGAACAAGGAAUGCAGGGUCUUUGCUGAAGAAUCUGGGGUCACCCUCCCUGUCUCCUUCUCCCUGGAAGAGGCUUUCCACAGCACGUUUGAGGCCGGGGCAGUCAAUAAGCCGCUCCUGAAGGCCGCCUUGGCACUGAGAAAGAAUGGGUUCAAGACGUGUGUGCUGACCAAUAACUGGGUGGACGACGGCGUCGGCAGACAUCACACCGCGGAUCUACUCGCUUAUCUGAACAGACGCUUUGAUUUAGUGAUUGAAUCCUGCCGCAUCGGAAUGAGGAAACCGGAAACCCGGAUAUACGAGUACGCUCUGAAGAUGCUGGAAGCUAAACCUAGUGAGACUAUUUUCCUGGAUGAUAUUGGUGCCAACCUGAAACCAGCCCGUGACUUGGGCAUCUCUACUGUGCUGGUCAGAGACACGGAAAAAGCAUUAAAAGAGCUGGAACAGUUGUCCGGCAUCCAGUUGGUGGAGAAGGAGGAAGCGUUGCCGAUUGCAGCUGACCCUGACUCUGUGCCGCAUGGAUUUGUCACGGUGAAGCCUGGUGUGAAGCUGCACUAUGUAGAGAUGGGGAACGGGCCUGUCAUCCUCCUGUGUCACGGCUUUCCAGAGAGCUGGUACUCCUGGCGGUAUCAGCUGCCCGCUCUGGCUGAUGCCGGAUACAGAGUUAUAGCUCUGGACAUGAAAGGAUACGGCGACUCCUCCGCUCCGCAAGAGAUAGAAGAAUAUUCUCAACAAGAACUUUGCAAGGACUUGGUCGUUUUCCUGAAUAGACUGGGUAUCUCCCAGGCUACUUUUAUCGGACACGACUGGGGUGGCGCUGUCGUCUGGAACAUAGCUCUUUUCUAUCCAGAAAGAGUCCGGGCGGUUGCGUCACUCAAUACUCCAUUCUUUGCUGCCAACCCAGAAGUCAGAGCCAGUGAAAGGGUGAAAGCCAACCCUCUGUUUGAUUACCAGAUUUACUUCCAGGAGCCGGGUGUUGCUGAGGCAGAACUGGAGAAAAAUUUGGAGAGAACAUUUAAAAUAUUUUUCCGAGGUACAGGGGAAAAGGACAAGCUUCCACCUUUCAUAGGAACGAGCAGUGUGUGCGCGAGAGGUGGGCUGUUUGUCGAUCUACCGGAGGAAAUACCUCUCUGCAAAAUACUUGGUGAAUCUGAGCUGCAGUUCUAUGUCGCCCAGUUCAAGAAGAGCGGGUUCAGGGGUCCGCUGAACUGGUAUAGAAAUAUGGACAGGAGCUGGGAGUGGACAAAGACCGCCCACGGCUGGAAGAUCAUGGUCCCAUCUCUAAUGGUGACAGCCGGCAAGGACCCGGUGCUACUACCAGUGUAUACUACCGGCAUGGAGAAACUGAUCCCUAAUCUGACCAGAGAACACAUAGAAGUGUGCGGGCACUGGACACAGAUGGAGCGGCCGGCUGCCCUGAAUGAGAUCCUCCUCAAGUGGUUGGGAGAGAUUCACACGUCCGCUGUCCCUUCCAAGCUCUGAGCGUCGCAGCUCCCUCCUGCCCGCGUCUUUGUACUUGCUGCACACAGAGGAGCAUCCGCCGAGGGUGGCCGAGACUGGAUCCCUGCCUGACACCAGCGCGCUAAUUGUCUGGUGGUCGUGCGACUAAUGCAGAAAGUGGUUCCUAUUAGCAAAGCCUUAACAGGAAAUUGCUAUCUAUAAUGAAUGUUUUUACAGAUUCCACAUAAUAAUUACCUUGAAUGUUUUGCCAGAAACUGCAAAUUAUGACUAAUAAAGUGUUUUUUAUGCAAUUAAA
Molecule: messenger RNA, 2113 nt
Organism: Pseudophryne corroboree (corroboree frog)
Lineage: Eukaryota; Metazoa; Chordata; Amphibia; Anura; Myobatrachidae
Gene: EPHX2
Product: epoxide hydrolase 2
Exons: 19
Coding region: 157-1839 (560 amino acids)
Biological process (GO): phospholipid dephosphorylation; cholesterol homeostasis
Cellular component (GO): peroxisome
Molecular function (GO): lipid phosphatase activity; magnesium ion binding
Source: RefSeq, a predicted model, not a curated record